Messenger RNA from Nannospalax galili (Upper Galilee mountains blind mole rat), 1367 nucleotides. RefSeq names its product solute carrier family 52 member 3 (gene Slc52a3). Gene Ontology annotation, molecular function: riboflavin transmembrane transporter activity. Gene Ontology annotation, cellular component: plasma membrane. The record is from RefSeq and is a predicted model, not a curated record. Gene Ontology annotation, biological process: riboflavin transport. Lineage: Eukaryota; Metazoa; Chordata; Mammalia; Rodentia; Spalacidae. The transcript is spliced from 2 exons. Bases 72 to 1214 code for a protein of 380 amino acids.
CACCGUGUCCUUCUCCACCAGCCCCUCUGCAGCCUGACCUGGGGAACAACCGCUGGCCCAGGCUGCCCACCAUGGCCUUCCUGACACACCUGCUGGUCUGCGUCUUUGGCAUGGGCUCUUGGGUAGCCAUCAACGGGCUCUGGGUGGAGCUGCCCCUACUGGUGACUGAGCUGCCCGAGGGCUGGUACCUGCCUUCCUACCUCACCGUGGUCAUCCAGCUGGCCAACAUCGGCCCCCUCCUAGUCACCCUGCUGCAUCGAUUCCAGCCUGGCUGCCUGUCUGAGGUGCCCGUGAUCUUCGCUGUCUUGAGCGUGGGCACCAUUGCCUGUAUCCUCUUUGCCUUCCUAUGGAACACGACCUCCUGGGUGCAGGGCAGGCGCCACAGUGUGGCCUUCAUUGUCCUCACCUUCUUCCUGGCCCUGGUGGACUGCACCUCCUCUGUCACCUUCUUGCCAUUCAUGAGCCAGCUACCCACCUACUACCUUACCACCUUCUUCAUUGGUGAGGGGCUCAGCGGCCUCCUGCCUGCACUGGUGGCUCUUGCCCAAGGCUCAGGUAUCACCACCUGUGUCAAUGUCACGGAGACACCAGGCACCUCCUCAAGCCCUGUGAUCAUGGGGGAGUUCCACAUCACCCAGGGAACCAGCACUCCUUCCAUGUCGCCCCUCACCUGGCACCUGGAGAGCCACUACCUGGCAGCACGUUUCUCACCGCUGCUCUUCUUCCUGCUGCUGUCUUUCCUGAUGGGCUGCUGUCUCACAGCCUUCUUCCUCCUGCAGAGGCAACCCUGGGGCCCGCAAGGCUCAGUGGAGGACCUCCUCCACUCCCAGGUCACCCUGCACUCCAUCAGGCCACGAGACACGGAGGACACGGGUUCACUGAGUACCACUACAAACAGCCCAAGCAAGGGGCCACUGGAGGUCAGCGUGGCCCCCCUCGGCCCAGCCCAGCUGGCCUUCAUCUACUCUGUGGUGGCCUUUGUCAACGCACUCACCAAUGGUGUUCUGCCCUCGGUGCAGACCUACUCCUGCUUGCCUUAUGGACCUGUCACCUACCACCUGUCUGCCACCCUCAGCUCAGUCGCCAGUCCUCUCGCCUGCUUCCUCCCCAUCUUCCUGCCUAACAGGUACCCUGCCUGCCCUAAGGAACCCCAAUGGGGAUCACUAUUCCAGAACCCCAGGUGCCAAGCCCCACCUAUGUGGUUGGUAAUAUGAGCUCCCAGAGACAUGGGGUGGCACAAAUUGCUUCGCCCCUGCCUCCAAGAUACAUCUGAAAAUUGGGGUGUAAAUAUUUCUUCUGUGAUGACUGGGACUGUGAGAUGGUUGGCUCUCGAUCAGUGCCUGGCACGGGGUGCGCCCAUUGUGUCA